This is a messenger RNA of Darwinula stevensoni, 2002 nucleotides long. Lineage: Eukaryota; Metazoa; Arthropoda; Ostracoda; Podocopida; Darwinulidae. The record is from the annotation of a GenBank genome assembly.
AUGGAGUACACCACUGCAGUGCGAUCGUGCACCUGCCGCACAUCAAGGAUGAAGAUCCUCGUCGCCUUCAACUGCUUCGCUUUCGCUUUCCUCCUUCUUCCUCGAGGAGGCCUCUCGGGAUUCUCUUCGAAAAUACCUUCAACUUCAAGACCCGGUUCUCCUGCAAUUCCUUCAACUCCCCCUCCUAAUCUUCCCCCACCAAAUCCUCCUCCUCCUAAUCCGCCCCCUCCUCCAACGCCCCCGAGUUGUCCCUCUGCUCCAUCUUCCCUCUCGCUGGCAAGCGCACCUUGUGGAGGAUCAAGUACUCUCGCCACGAGCCGAACCUGGGUUGACCGAGUGUUCACGGAGAUCGUCGGGUUGUUCGGAACAGCACUGGGACUGGAGAGGGAUGUGGAUCCCCUCAUCGUUAAUGGAUCCCCGGCCACGAUAACGGAAGCCCCUUUCAUGGCCAACCUCGAUGUGUGGUACCCUAGUGGACUCUACGGACACUGCAGCGCCUCCAUCAUCAGCGAGCAGUUCAUCCUCGCGGCCGCCCACUGCGUUUUGGGUGAUGACACUCAGCGCGCCGCAAAGGUGUACGUGACGGUUGGGUCUGCAGAUAGUACGAAAGGAUCGCCCAUCCUUGCUGCUUCCUUCAAAACUCACCCUGAUUAUGACAAACAUAACAAUGAGAACGGAUUCGACGUUCUCCUAAUCCACCUGCGCACGAGCCUGACCUUCGACUCCAGCAUUCAGCCGAUAUGCUACCCGGUGCAGGACAAUGUCCUGGGAACGGCCAUUUCCGCCUGCGACCAGAAAAUCUAUGGCUGGGGGACGAUGGAUCCCAAUGGCACCGUACAAACCAACAUGUUGCAUAAGCUGGAUGUCGUUGCCUCGUCCCAGUCCACAGAUUGUUCCAAUUUCGCCGACGGAAGAUUCGUUUGCGUCUCGGGAAUUCCCCCCUCCAGUGGAGCCUGCAAGGGAGACAGCGGUGGGCCAUUUGUGGUGCGAUAUGGCGGAAAGGCCUACGUGACUGGGAUCGCAUCGUUCAUACAGGAUCCACACUUGUGUGGGACUUGGCCUGCUUCCUACGCCAGAGCUUCCACCUAUUCUCCUUGGAUUCAGGCUGAGAUAAAUAACGCCCAACAAUGGAGAUGCCCCGAUCCUCCGCCUCCUCUAUUGGCGACAAGCGUCAGGUGUGGAGUGUCGGGAUUUCUACUGGAAAGACAAAGCUUGUUAGCGUCAUCCUGGUAUGGAUCUCCGGGGAGGGAAGUGGAUCCCCUCAUCGUGGGCGGGUCUCCAGCCACCAUCAUGGAAGCACCUUUCAUGGCCUUCUUGGAGAUACAAUUCCCAAGCAGCACCAAGUAUUGCGGUGGUUCCAUCGUCAGCGACCUUUCUAUCCUCACUGCUGCACAAUGCCUGUUCGACGGAAGUACUUUGGCAAGCAGAGUGACAGUCCGGGUUGGGAAUACAGAUCGAACUGUUUCAACUGGAAUUGUUACCCAAUCGUUCACAUAUAAUUUCCUUUUUGACCCACAGAAUCCGAAAAAUGGGUACGACAUAGCCAUGGUCCAACUCCCCUUUUCUCUCGCUUUCGAUGCCACCAUACAGCCGAUCUGUGUUCCGUCGAGUGACAUCGUGUUCGACAGAGCCAUGAGCGAAUGCGAUGAGAAGAUCUACGGCUGGGGGUCCCUUAGCGUCUUUGGUAUUGGCCUCAGCAACACUCUGCAGAAGGCGAAUGUCGUCACGACGUCGGCCUCCACUGAUUGCUCGAACGUGACUGAUGGAAGCGUCGUUUGCGUCCUGACAGAUACCUUAACGAGCGGACCAUGCCGGGGAGACAUGGGUGGACCUCUGGUGGUGCGGUACGGCGGACAAGCUUUCCUGACCGGCGUGGCCACCAGCACCGCUCCUCUCAUCUGUGGGCUCCCGAUUGCGACUUCCUUCACCAGAACUGCUUCAUACGCAUUCUGGAUUCAGCUGAAUGCAAUUGGUUGACGUAAUGAUAUUCCUUUCAUGAAGU